Oncorhynchus tshawytscha (Chinook salmon) is the source of this 3379-nucleotide messenger RNA. RefSeq names its product monoamine oxidase. Bases 126 to 1697 code for a protein of 523 amino acids. The record is from RefSeq and is a predicted model, not a curated record. Gene Ontology annotation, molecular function: oxidoreductase activity. The transcript is spliced from 15 exons. NCBI's taxonomy places the organism in Eukaryota, Metazoa, Chordata, Actinopteri, Salmoniformes, Salmonidae.
CAGAUGCGAUCCUCUGUCCUCGUGGCGUUUAGCACCACCGAGCAAGGCGAGCGAACAGCAGCGCUGGUAGAGAGCGAGAGAUAGACAGUGACAGUGUGAGCAAGAGAGAGCGGCAUAACAACACCAUGACAGCACAGAACACAUACGACGUUAUAGUUAUUGGAGGAGGAAUAUCAGGGCUGAGUGCAGCUAAGCUGUUGAAGGAGAAAGGGCUGAGUCCUGUGGUUCUGGAAGCUAGAGACCGGGUUGGUGGACGGACCUUCACCGUACAGAAUGAGCAGACUAAGUAUGUUGACCUGGGCGGGGCCUACGUCGGGCCUACUCAGAAUCGUAUCCUCCGAUUGGCUAAAGAGUGUGGAGUCAAGACCUACAAAGUCAACGAGGAGGAGAGACUGGUGCAUUAUGUAAAGGGGAAGUCCUACCCAUUCAAAGGCUCCUUCCCCCCCAUGUGGAACCCAUUCGCUCUGAUGGACUACAACAACCUGUGGAGGAAGAUGGAUGAGAUGGGCAGUGAGAUUCCCAGAGAGGCUCCAUGGAAGGCUCCCCAUGCUGAGGAGUGGGACAAGAUGACCAUGAAGCAGCUCUUUGAUAAGAUCUGCUGGACCAGUUCUGCGAGGCGGUUCGCCACUCUGUUUGUGAACGUGAAUGUGACCUCUGAACCCCACGAGGUGUCUGCCCUGUGGUUCCUCUGGUACGUCAAGCAGUGUGGAGGGACCAUGAGGAUCUUCUCCACCACCAACGGAGGACAGGAGAGGAAGUUUUUGGGAGGUUCCAGCCAGAUCAGUGAGUGUAUGGCCAAAGAGCUGGGUGAGCGGGUCAAGAUGGAGUCUCCUGUCUACAAGAUUGACCAGACAGGGGACAUGGUCGAGGUCGAGACGCUCAACAAGGAAACAUACAAGGCCAAGUAUGUGAUUGUGGCAACCCCUCCUGGUCUGAACUUGAAGAUGCACUUCAACCCCGAGCUGCCCCCUCUCAGAAACCAGCUGAUCCACAGGGUCCCCAUGGGCUCUGUCAUCAAAUGUAUUGUCUACUACAGAGAGAACUUCUGGAGGAAGAAAGGGUACUGUGGCACUAUGGUGAUCGAGGAGGAAGAGGCCCCCAUUGGCUUGACUCUGGAUGACACAAAGCCCGAUGGGACUGUGCCCGCCAUUAUGGGCUUCAUCCUGGCCCGCAAGUGCAGGAAGCUAUGUGGACUGACGAAAGAGGAGAGGAAGAAGAGGAUCUGUGAGAUCUACUCCAGAGUGCUGGGCUCAGAGGAGGCUCUGCAUCCUGUGCACUAUGAGGAGAAGAACUGGUGUGAGGAGGAGUAUUCUGGCGGCUGCUACACUGCUUACUUCCCCCCUGGUAUACUCACCCAGUACGGCAAGGUUCUCAGGGAGCCAGUAGGCAGACUGUACUUUGCAGGAACAGAGACAGCUACCGAGUGGAGUGGCUACAUGGAAGGGGCUGUUCAGGCAGGGGAGAGGGCCGCCAGAGAGGUCAUGUAUGAAAUGGGCAGGAUUCCACAGAGUCAGAUCUGGCAAACAGAGCCUGAGUCAGUGGAAGUCCCAGCACUCCCGUUUGUCACCACCUUCUGGGAGCGAAACCUUCCAUCUGUGGGCGGGUUCAUCAACUUCUUGGGCGUAGCCUCCGUCCUGUCUGUUGCCACUGCAGUAGGCAUGUUGGCCUAUCAGAAGGGGCUUCUCACCCGGAGCUAAACCUAAACCCCUCCCAUCCACCUCCUCUCCUGCAUCUCCAGAGGGCAAUUCUCUGACGGCACACUAUUCCCUUUACAAUGCACUUCUUUUGACCACAGCUAGAGUAGUGCUCCACUUUUGACCACAUAGAGUUCUGGUCUAAAGUAAUGCACUUUAUAGGAAACAGGUUGCCAUGUGAGACGUUGCCACUCUGUGUCAUAGGCCUUGGUAAAGACUGUUCAGCUCUGUCAUUCACUACUGUACCGUCCAUUGUUCUAAAAACCUCCAUCCUCCACAGUGUCCCAACACAGGAUCUAUCAAGACCAGCUCACAAUAAUAUUGUCUGUUCUGCUAAGAUUGCUCUUUGAUACCUGAGAUGGGAGAUGAGAGAGAAUCCCUAGCCAAAAAUAAGUCUGUGAUUCAGACUCUCAAACCAAUGAAGGAUGACAACUAAAUCAGAGUUAUUGAAACAGUAGCUUUCCCAAUGAAGUUAUCAUUCACAAAUCUGCAUUGACUGUUUGAGAAUGUGUGUGUUAAUUACCUCUGCUGAUUUUAGGUGCUGACUAAUCUGAUCUAUAAUGUCAUAGAACCUGUAAAACCAGCUCUAAGAUUAAGUUUAGUAACAGUUUAGCAAUGGCAUAAUAUUGUCAGAAUAGCUGUGUUAUUAAUGCAUCAGAAUCCUACAUCCAGAGGUGUUUCUGUUACGUUGCUCUCAACAGACAUAGUAUUCCUUGUAAAGAGAAUGGAAACCUUUUUUAUGUAUUUUCAGGAUUAGAUUUAAUUCAUUGUUGUAAUUUAAUCUCCUAUGCGUAUAUUUGAAAUAUUAUGCAUUUGAUUUUUUCCCAUGAGCCUCGAUCCUCGACGAUAGUCAUGAAUUGUAUUUUGAAGAUGUCCAUUUUAUUGUCUGGGACCAUUUUUAAGAUUACCGAACAACAACAAAAAAACUAAGAAUAUUACUACAGUAAUACAACAAUAUGAUUAUUCUCAUCUAUGAUUUCAGUAGGUAGAUCUCCAUCCAUUAUUUCACACAACCUUUGUGCACAUGUGUGUAAUUAUGGACAGACUUCAUUUGUAACCUUUCUAUUUAAAUGCUCUCAUUGAUACAUAUUGAUUGAUCAUAGAAAUAUUUACAGCAGUAUUUAUUUAGCCGCCUACCCGUUAACCAGCUAAAUAAACACUGCCUAUAUUUAAACUUAUCGUCUUGAUUCUCCCAUGUAUUUCUGCUGAAGCCAGAGCAUACCCUAUGGAAGAGGCACAUCAUUUACCAGAAAGUAGCCUUGUAGUUUUAGAAUUUUUGUAGACUUUUUGAAUGGUCUUCAAUGGGCAAAAAUGUAAGGCAAUAGUCUUCAAGCUAAAUACUUCGUAAAUGUGGAAGUAAAUUCAUCCACAAAAACAAAUAUAAUUUUAUACACAUCUUAAAUGAUCGCUUAAAUUUUUUAAUGAUGUAAUCAUCAAGCCCAUUGAAAAGAUUAGGGGACAUCACCUCGAAGUAAAGCAGGAGGUGUGGAUACUUUCAGAGGGUAUUAAGCUUGCUUCUAACUACAGCUAAUUUGCCCAUGAUACUGAAUAAGUCCAGUUUCACAGUAUUUUCAGCAGAUAUUCCUCUCUUCGCCUAACAAAUAUGUAUGAAACAGAUUUCUAUACAAUAAUAAAGAUCCCUCUAAAAAAAAAAAAAAAUAAGACAACAGUGGAAGAAAAUAAAA